This is a messenger RNA of Brassica oleracea var. oleracea, 560 nucleotides long. RefSeq names its product protein RADIALIS-like 1. The record is from RefSeq and is a predicted model, not a curated record. The transcript is spliced from 2 exons. The coding region runs from base 23 to 391 and encodes 122 amino acids. Lineage: Eukaryota; Viridiplantae; Streptophyta; Magnoliopsida; Brassicales; Brassicaceae. Gene Ontology annotation, molecular function: DNA-binding transcription factor activity.
UUCUUUAUAAAGAGGAAGCCUUAUGGAACAAAUAAGUGCACAUAUCAUCCUCCUCUUGACUUGCAAUCAUCCCAUCCAUAAAAAAACAAAAUCUCUCAUCACAAUGGCAUCAAGCUCAGUGUCUUCUCAAAGCUCUGGUUUGUGGACAGCUAAGCAGAACAAAGCCUUUGAGCAGGCUCUAGCAACCUAUGACCAGGAUACUCCUAACCGUUGGCACAAUGUUGCCCAAGUUGUUGGUGGAAAAACAACAGAAGAGGUAAAAAGACACUAUGAACUCCUUGUGCAAGAUAUCAACAGCAUAGAGACCGGUCAUGUCCCAUUCCCAAACUACAAAACCAAUGGCAGGCAAUUUCAGGAAGAAAAGAGGAUGAGAAAUAUGAGGCUGCAGUGAAUAAAGAAGAUACACUGAUCGGUUCUUCUCUCAACCAUCCAUCUCAAUGGCAAAUUGUUGUUUACUUUCCUUUUGUUUCCCCCAAAAGCUUCUCUCGAUACCUCAAAUCUUUAAUCAUUCAAGUUGUGUUAGGUUUAAUUUGUAAUGAAAAGUCCAACUUCAUGAUGAA